AUGGCAAGUAACAUCGGCAACGUAAUCCUCGACAGCCAGGAGAUGCAGGAUCUUCGCGCACGGCUUGAUUCAGUGGAGGCGCAGAACGCGAGUCUUUCCGCUGAGUUGAGGGAAGCCCAAACAGCGGUCGAAGCUGUCAAGGCAAAGCAGGUUCAAGGAGGAGUCAAUGUAAUAACCGCACGAGACGAAUUCGCAUGGGACAUUUUCCCGAUGAUGGGGUACGCCAUCAAGCCCGACCGCAUGCUCUCGAAGAAGGGCAACUGGCAAAGCGUCAAACACGGCAAACUACUCCGUCUAGCAAACGAACUGAUGGCGCGCGUGUCUGGAGUGUGGCACUAUCUUGGGACAUACAGGUUCGUCUCGUCGGAGGUCUUCCCAGCGCAAUUAUUCAGAGAACUACCUGAACAGGUGCAACGACGUGUGGUUGCUCUGGCUGGUCACAAGCGUCACAGUGACGAGCUCCGCAGAAUGUUGGAGGACGGCGAAGUGACAAUGACCAAGAUUAGCUUCAGCAGGACUGGAAUGAACCAGCGGGUGUGGGACUGCCUCGCUUCUCAUGCCGAAGUCAACGCUGGUGACGCGCAGGCAGAAGGGAGCGACAAUUCUGAUGCUACAGACUAA
Molecule: messenger RNA, 621 nt
Organism: Rhodofomes roseus
Lineage: Eukaryota; Fungi; Basidiomycota; Agaricomycetes; Polyporales; Fomitopsidaceae
Exons: 5
Coding region: 1-621 (206 amino acids)
Source: RefSeq, a predicted model, not a curated record